This is a messenger RNA of Zonotrichia leucophrys gambelii, 1976 nucleotides long. It is a transcript of the gene RNF186, whose product is annotated as ring finger protein 186. The transcript has a single exon. Gene Ontology annotation, biological process: protein ubiquitination. NCBI's taxonomy places the organism in Eukaryota, Metazoa, Chordata, Aves, Passeriformes, Passerellidae. Gene Ontology annotation, molecular function: ubiquitin protein ligase activity. The record is from RefSeq and is a predicted model, not a curated record. The coding region runs from base 390 to 1313 and encodes 307 amino acids.
UCAGCACACUAAUGGCAGAAACAGGUAAUUCCCCCAGGCCUGUCACUGUUUGGAGAACAAUGAAAUUGCUUUCAUCUAAGAGAGUUCUAAUUUAAUAAUAAUGGUAGUGUCUGGCUGUCAGAGUGGUCUGCUAAUGCCAUGGAGUCUGCUUCCGGACAGGAAUUGCCCACUGAUAUUAUCAGUCAUUGUAAACUGCCUUGGCUGGGAAGUCAAUCAUUAACUCUGGUCCCCAUGUCAUAAAAACAUCAUAUUGUUUAAGAGCAUGACUGGCUUAAGGCUCUCACUAAUCAAUCAGGCAUACAGCAGGAAUACAGCAACACAUAAAAGGAGCCAGAGACUCGGGAAAUCCUUCAGCUAAGGGGAGACAAGCUGCGCCGAGGUUUAUCUCCAUGGAGAAAUCCACUGACAAGCCAAACAAGGAAAACAGAUUGUCAGCUCCUGGAGCACUGCAGGCUGAGGCAGACAGUCCAGCGCCCGUGGCAGGAGGUGCUGCAGAAAUGAGCAGAGCAGGAUCCGUAACACAAAACUCAAAACAUGAGAGGAGAGUGGGGUUCACUGAAGAGUGUACUGAAGAAAUGGAGAGACCUUCAGGAACAGAGAGAGACAGUCCUGCUGCCUUUAAAGCAGCAGGUUUGGAACAAGACUGUCCAAACUCACAGCCGCUUGCUGUGCUAACAGACACAAACUCUCCUGAAAUGAGCACGUUGGACCUGAACCUGCAGUGCUCAGACACAGCCACCCCAGACAUGGACUGCAUGAUCUGCUUCAACAAGUACAGCAUCUACAGAGUCCCAAAGCUCCUGGACUGCCAGCACAACUUCUGUGCCGUCUGCCUCAAGCUGAUCCUCAGGAAAGAGAAGAGCACCUGGACAAUCACCUGCCCUCUCUGCAGAAAACCCACCUGCGUGUCAGGAGGGCUGAUCCGCACGCUCCAGAACAAAGAAGACAUCCUGGAGCGCUUGGAGAGCCUUGACUCAAACCCUGAGGUGUACAUCUGUGCCAUGGGGCUGGAUGGCAACAACAGCUGGGCUCAGAGCAGCCAGGACAUGUUGAACGCAGAGGAAAGCAGCCCAGCACACAGCAGCCUGGCUGUGCAGAGACUCCUGCUGCUCCUGCUGCUCGGGGUGAUCCUCGCCCUGCUCAUCCUCCCCUUCAUGUACUCAGGGAGGGUGAAGUGGGUAAUUUGUCUCCUGCUUACUUUGGGCUUGCUCAUGUCUAUGGUGCUUUGCUGCACUCCUAAAUUCCACUGCAGGUGCAAGAAGGACUCCCCUGCUUCCUGUGACAAGGAGAUCCACAUUGUUACUGUGGCCUGAGACAAUUAACCUGCCUGUCCCACAGAUCAGGGAUUGGGCCAAGGUGCCUGCUGGGCACACCAGGGAGUUUUGGACCUAAAAACAAUCUCUCAGAGAAUAAAUUCAACAGUUGGCUGAGCUGGCUCAAUGCCAGCGCACACUGUUGUUAAAUCUCAUUACUGCAAACAAAAUGAACUAUUUAUAUGUUGAUAUUUAUGUUUUCACACUUUUUUUUUUUUGUAAUUGUGUUGGUUUGCUUUUGCUAUUUUAUUCAUGUCUGUGUCUCUUCCUGAUCAGCCCUGCAGGAUGUUAUCUGGGACACCUGGGAGGUGAUGUCCUGCAAAACCCCGGGGUUGCUGCUCCCACUCUGAAAACAAGGACACCUUUCCUUGGGACAGAGUGGGAAAUAAGGCUGCUAAAUCAGGGAGUGGGUGUUUGGAAAAGAGGUUUUUUUAACCUAAAUUAUCACCUUAGUCCCUGGCAGGGAUGGGGAAAGGGGGUGUCAUUUGAUGGCAUUUGAAGUUACAUACAAAACUGGAGAGGAAGAGGCAAAAUCAACACUCCUGAUCUUGGUUUGUGGCUUGCAAAGGGCAAGGCUCAAAAACCUCAUGACCCCCCAAAUUCCCCACAUUAUUUAGCACUGAAAUAGUUCCUCUCACCUGAAUUCCUUUAUCUGGCAACCUG